UCUUCGGGCUCGCUCCCUUGAGGUUCGAGUCGAGGAGUCAUGGCUUCUCCGUGAGAAUGUCGAACCCGAUGUGCAUAUACAGUUACAUACUGGUGACUGUCUUGGGUAAAAAGAUGACGGACAUUCUUUUCAUUUAAAUUAAGGCAUGAUUUUGAUGUUUUUGAUUUUUCCUUUCAGUAAUAUGCACUGUGUUCGGUUUAGUGGCUGAAAUAAACGUCGGCGUCGAGAUGUCUGUACGUAUGUCAUCUACGAUGUCGCAGUUUGUGUCGACUUGCGACGUUUUAGUCGUGGUGAUUACGGCUGGAGCGGGAGUCUACGGUGCUCCUAAGAGAAUGAGAAAUAUGUUAAAAUUCAUGGAGAGUGUCGCUUCUGUAGAUACAAGUAUCGGAGCACAUUACUCUUUGGUCGCUGAGAGGAAGUUGUGUGCGGUCCUGCUCGCCAUACUCAUAUUUUUCUCCGUACUUAUCGCCGAUGACUUCUGUUUUUAUGCGCUGCAGGCAAAAAAAUUUGACAGACAGUGGGAGGUCGUCACCAACUACAUAGGUUUCUACUUGCUGUGGUAUGUGGUGAUGAUUCUGGAGUUGCAGUUUGCGUUCACAGCGCUUUCAGUGCGAGCGAGAUUCCAAGCCGUGAACGACGCGCUUGCUCUGACCGCGAGGCACGUGUCCAUCUCUGUAGAGAAGGUGAAGGAACAAACUCCGAUGAACAUGUUUGCGAUCCAAGUUGGAGAGCGUCGCGAGCAGCCGCAGUCACAUCCUGUCAUUGUUAGGAAUACAGUGAGCGGAGAGCCGAAGUUAAUAGUUCCACCGUGUGAGGCGAUCAGACGUCUAGCCAGCCUCCACGGAUCUCUGUGUAAUGUGGUGCACCGUAUCGACAACAGCUAUGGUCUACCGCUGAUAGUGAUUCUCAUAUCGACGUUGCUGCACUUGAUUGUCACACCGUAUUUUUUAAUCAUGGAAAUUAUCGUAUCAGCACAUAGAAUACAUUUUCUGGUGUUACAAUUCCUUUGGUGCAUGACCCAUCUCAUACGGAUGUUCGUCGUGGUGGAGCCCUGUCAUUACACCAUCACGGAGAGUCGAAGAACCGAAGUGCUGGUGUGUCGGCUGAUGACGUCCACUCCGUCCACUGGGAUGCUACCAUCGAGAUUGGAGCUGUUCUCGAGACAGCUCAUGCUGCAAUCCAUCAGUUACACUCCAAUGGGAAUGUGCACUCUCGAUCGACCGCUCGUCGCUUCGGUGCUCGGAGCUGUGACAACUUACUUAGUAAUAUUAAUACAGUUUCAGAGAUACGAUACAUAAAAUUUUAUUAUAGCCGUUUCAAUUUAAACAAAAUAUUGAAAACAUAUCACUCGCGAUUGGAUCUCAGAAAUAUUAGAAAAAGAAAUAAUAAUUAACGAUUACUUUUAAUACUGAAUUAAUCCGAAUAUUAAGAUUGUAAGAGAAAUUAAUUUUAAAUGAAACAAAAUCUUAUUAUUAUAUAAAUAUAAGACAAAAUGAAAAUACAACUAUAUUAUAUCUGAUUCAAAAGGGUUUAGUGAGGAUUAUCAAUUAUCAUUUUAAAGCUCCCAUUUUAAAGCUAUAAUCCCUUUAAAAGAAUAUUUAUUAAAGAGACUAUUUAAUUACUUUAUGCCUUCGAUAUUACCACUAAAUUAUAUAUAUAUUUAAAUAUUAUAUUAAGUAAAAGUAUCGCUGUAAGUAACUUUAUUUAUUUAAUUAGCAAACAAAUUUAUAGUA
Messenger RNA from Danaus plexippus (monarch butterfly), 1733 nucleotides. It is a transcript of the gene Gr9, whose product is annotated as gustatory receptor for sugar taste 43a-like. Gene Ontology annotation, cellular component: neuronal cell body; axon; membrane. Lineage: Eukaryota; Metazoa; Arthropoda; Insecta; Lepidoptera; Nymphalidae. The transcript is spliced from 8 exons. Bases 228 to 1298 code for a protein of 356 amino acids. Gene Ontology annotation, biological process: sensory perception of taste. The record is from RefSeq and is a predicted model, not a curated record.